This is a messenger RNA of Colias croceus (clouded yellow), 1839 nucleotides long. RefSeq names its product juvenile hormone esterase-like. The transcript has 4 exons. The record is from RefSeq and is a predicted model, not a curated record. Lineage: Eukaryota; Metazoa; Arthropoda; Insecta; Lepidoptera; Pieridae. Bases 113 to 1792 code for a protein of 559 amino acids.
AAAUCGUUUAUACUUAAGCCGGUACCUUUUACCUCCUCCACUACAUAUAAUAACGGGUUCCUUCAUAAAUAUUUCUCAUUCAGUAUUCGUGUGUUGUUAUGUCUAGAGGAAAAUGUUUAACAAAAACAAAAUCAUUUGUAUCCUCAUAUACGUGUCUAGUACAUCAUGUUUACACUCGGAGAUAAGAAAUAAAAGACCUAUAGUAACAGUUACAAAUGGCAAAAUAGAGGGCACGGUCGAAACGAUUUAUGAUGGAUCCCGAUAUUAUAGUUUUAAAGGAAUACCAUAUGCUGAAGCUCCUGUUGGAAAACACAGGUUUGAGGCACCACUACCAGUUAAACCAUGGGAGGGUAUCCGUGAUGCCGCACAGCAUGGACCUGUUUGUACACAAGUAAAUUUUACAACAUCUCAGACAACUGGAAGCGAGCAAUGUUUAUUCCUGAAUGUCUAUACUAAAUCUCUCGAUACAAAGUCCAAAAUACCGGUAAUGGUGUUUAUUCAUGGAGGUUCCUAUGAUUCGGGAUCAGGCAACUCCGAUAUGUACUCACCAGAUCUUAUCAUACAACAUGACGUCAUACUGGUAACUAUUAACUACCGAUUGGAACUUUUAGGUUAUAUCUCUUUAGAUAUACCCGAAAUACCAGGUAAUGCAGGAAUGAGAGACCAAGUCAUGGCCCUUCGCUGGGUAAAAGAAAACAUUAUGAAAUUUGGAGGUGAUCCUGAUAACAUCACCAUAUUUGGGGAAAGCUCUGCAGGGACGGCUGUCACAUAUCUUAUAUUAUCACCGAUGGCUCAGGGAUUGUUCCAUAAAGCUAUAGCACAGAGUGGAGUUUGCCUACAGGACUGGGCUCAAGGGAGAGACUUGGUACAAAGAGCAUUUAGAGCAGGAGAAGUGCUAGGAAAACAGACAAAGGAUGUUGGUGAAUUAUUGGAAUUUCUCCGCAGUCUACCAGCUGGCAAUCUCACUAAUCUUAAUAACAGUACUUCGACACAAGAUGAAAGAUACAGAGAUUUGGCUCAACGAUUUGUUCCAGUUGUUGAAGCAAGAUUUCCAAAUGUUCAGCCAUUUAUAAGCGAGGAUCCUGCGCUAAUGCUGCUGCACGGUAACGCGAGUAAAGUACCACUUAUGGUUGGUUAUAAUUCUGGUGAAGGACUCACAAUAAUUGCCAGUGAAAUACCAAGAUUGGAUAUACGGAAUAAAAAUCCUUCCUACCUUGUACCUAGUAAUUUAGCUGAUAGACUUUCUGAAGAACAAAUAAUGAAAGUUGGAGAAAGUAUAAAAAGAUUCUAUGCUGGUAAUGGAAAUUUUAGUGAAGAUCAUCCUGAAAGCAUACGAGAUAUGGCCACGGAUUUACAUUUCGCAUACAAUACCCAUAGAUUUGCUUAUCUAUACAGCAGUCUGCAAGUACCAGUAUACAUGUACAGAUUUAAUUUCGAUACAGAUUUGAACAUAGCUAAGAAAUUCACGCCAUACAAAAAUCUAAAAGGCGCCAGUCACGCAGAUGACCUUUUCUACUUGUUUUACAAUACAUUUAACAAAAAUGUUUUCGAUAAUGAUCAGAAAUUAAGAAAAUAUACUUAUGAAAUAACCAAAAUGUGGACUGAUUUUGCCAAAACUGGAAACCCCACACCAGACGACAGUCUUGGCGUGAAAUGGCUACCAUACACACCUGCUGGGAAAGAAUAUUUUUCAAUACAAAAGAAUUACACCAUGGGAACAUAUGCUGACCAACAUCGCAUGGAACUUUGGAAUGGAGUUUACAAAGAGGCUACCCUUCCUAUUAUAGGAUAAAUUUGUAAAAUUUUCUUACGAUUAAUAAAAAAAUCUAAAAGAAAUAA